Fusarium odoratissimum NRRL 54006 is the source of this 283-nucleotide messenger RNA. RefSeq lists its product as uncharacterized. The record is from RefSeq and is a predicted model, not a curated record. The transcript has a single exon. NCBI's taxonomy places the organism in Eukaryota, Fungi, Ascomycota, Sordariomycetes, Hypocreales, Nectriaceae. The annotation marks the transcript as partial.
AUGACUGAACAUAUACCAAGGGCGAAAAGCAAUGAGCCUAGCCGUCCUGCCGACGAGAGAUCUCGGCCUAAGAAGCGACCCAAAUUCCCUCAUAUCGGCAAGAAGAUCAACAAGGCGCCUACUCAGAUCCUACAUGUUUACGUUUUCGGUGAGGGAUCCUCUGGUGAACUUGGCCUCGGCAGCAGGCGCAUUGCCAACAAGAAACCCAUUGAUGUCAAGCGUCCUCGGCUUAAUGAUAAUCUCUCCGCCAUCAAGGUCAGCGCCGUUCAGGUAUCUUGCGGAG